GUACAUUAAAUAUAUAACUUUAAAGUGUUUCUACAAAUAAGAAUAUUACUAAAUAAAUAUAAGUGCAAGUGCUAACGAUAACGAUAGAUCACAUUUUAUAUUAACAAAAAAAAAAAAACAAGAGUUCGGCAACAGUUUCACACUGUUUUUUAGAUUUACAUGCGAAUUUAACAGCAAAUAAAACAAUAUUAAGUGCAAGGAAUAGUGCAAAGAACAUAACACAUUAAAAAUCACAUGUUUGCCGUAAAAUACAAGAAGAAAAUCCAAAAAAUAUAAUAAAUAGCAAAGAAGGAAUUGCGAGGCUGCUUUUGUUGUUGUUUUCGUGUGCGCUGCUGCGUGCGUCUCUGUCGCGCGUGUGUAUAUGUGUGUGUGCUGCAUUUUGUUAUUGUGUUUUGGCUAGUGCAAGUGGAAAGUUCAAGCGUACGUGCAUAAACAAUAUUAAACAAAACACACACACACGCGCUUUGUGUGUGUGUGUGCGCUUAAGUACAUGUAUAUGUAUGCGUGCACGCGUGUGUAGCGGAAAGGAAGGAAAAUCGAAUUUUAGUAACAAAAAAAAUCUAAAAACAAGCAAGCACAGCACACAAGCAAGCGAGAAGAAGAAGGCGCAGCAGUAGCAGCAGCAGCAUGUCCACCACCAUCGAAUUCGAAACAAUUGGCAGCCGACUGCAAUCGCUUGAGGUUGCCUUGCAAGCCCAAAACGAGUCACAUGAACAAAUUGUCUUAUCAAAUGCAACGCCAAAAGCCGCCGCCGCUGUCGUGAAUGCCGUUAAUGCUGUUAAUGCCAACUCACCCUCACCCACAAGACCAAAUGCUGUCGGUGUCGGCAACAUCAACGUAGGAACAGCGCUGCCACCGGCGCUACCAUCAGGUGUAUUUGCACAGCCGCCCAGGAGCAUGCGUCCAACACCCAACUUGCCCAUAUCUGAGGUUGGCACAGUGCGAAACCGUCACAUGGUGCUGCAACUGACAAAACAUGCGCAUCCCUCGGAAACGGAAACAGAUAAGAAACUCAAGAUGAUAAUGGGCCAAACGGGUAAACUGAACAUCAAUGGUCGUCAGUAUCCGACGGAUAUCAAUGAUUUGCGGCACUUGGGCGAUCUGGGCAAUGGCACCAGUGGCAACGUGGUCAAGAUGUUGCAUCUAUCCAGCAAUACAAUCAUUGCCGUCAAGCAAAUGCGACGCACCGGCAAUGCGGAGGAGAAUAAACGGAUACUUAUGGACUUGGAUGUGGUGCUCAAGUCGCAUGACUGCAAAUAUAUUGUCAAGUGUCUUGGCUGCUUUGUGCGUGAUCCGGAUGUUUGGAUAUGCAUGGAGCUGAUGUCCAUGUGCUUCGAUAAGCUGCUGAAGCUUACCAAGAAACCAGUGCCAGAGCCAAUUCUAGGCAAAGUUACAGUGGCGACUGUAAAUGCCCUGGCGUAUCUAAAGGACAAACACGGCGUCAUACAUCGCGAUGUGAAGCCUUCAAAUAUAUUGAUUGAUGAGCGCGGCAACAUAAAGCUCUGCGAUUUUGGCAUCAGUGGUCGUCUGGUGGACUCCAAGGCGAACACACGCUCCGCUGGCUGUGCCGCAUACAUGGCCCCCGAGCGCAUUGAUCCGAAGAAACCAAAGUAUGACAUACGCGCCGAUGUCUGGUCGUUGGGCAUUACUCUUGUGGAGCUUGCAACGGCGCGCUCACCCUACGAGGGCUGCAACACGGACUUCGAGGUGCUAACCAAGGUGCUCGACUCGGAGCCGCCAUGUCUGCCACGCGGCGAAGGUUUCAACUUUAGCCAACAGUUUCAUGACUUUGUAAUCAAGUGCCUCACCAAAAACCAUCAGGAUCGACCCAAGUAUCCGGAGUUGCUGGCGCAGCCGUUUAUUAAAAUCUAUGAGCUCGCCGAUGUGGAUGUGCCCAGUUGGUUUCAAAUGGUUAUGGACAGUGCUGCGGGACGAAGAAUGCGCGCCAAUGGUGAUUCCACGCUCACCCGAACAAAUGCAGCAAAGUUUGGCAGAACAACAACAACAACAACAGCGCGCAGUCCAACAACAGCAGCAACACCAACAGCAGCAGCAGCAGCAACAAAGACAAUAAGACCUACGCAAAUACCAAGUUAUCAACAGCAGCAGCCACCACAGUCGCCGGCGUCGCAGUAUUUCAUGCAAUCAGCCAUACAACUACCUCAACAGCAACAAGCAACAGCAAUACAUACGACGACAACAGCAGCAGCAGCAACAAUAAGCACUGCUGCUGCCACAGUGGAAACAACAACAACAACAAAUGUUAGUUAUUUAAGCAGCGGCGGCAGCAGCAGCAACAGCGCCAGUCCGCUCUCCCCGCCCGCUGCCAUUAUAAGCAACGAUAUUGGCAAACUCUAUCGCAAGUCGCCCUUUAUGCAACGCAAACUUAGCAAUGGCUCCCAAUACAACAAUAAAUACAAUGACGAGAGCCCCAAGCGCGAGUCCGUGCUGAGCAGCAUAGGUCAAUCAAUUUUACGCAACUUGACCACAUCGCCUUUUAGUCAAAAGAAACAUCAUGCCAUGGUAACGGCAACAACACCAACAACAACAACCACAACACUGCCGCAAUAUAAAAGCAAACUCGCCACGCCCACAGAGCAUAUCACGCCCAGCUGGCGGCUACCAGCAACAACAACAACAGCAGCAGCAGCAGCAGCAACACCAGAGCAUAGCUUAAUGCCCUUCGUCGAUACCUGUGAUAGUAAUAAUAGCAAUGUAAAUGCAUUGAGCUUACCCAAGCAGCUCAUAGCAGACAACGCGCUGCUGCAAUUAAACAAUCAGCAACAGCAGCAGCAACAGCAGCAACGCUUGCAACCAGGCAAUCAAAGCCCCAUAGUGCUGCAACGUUUCUAUCAUCAACAAAAUCAGCUGCGCGAAAAGGAAGCUGCCGAGCGACAGCAGCAGCAGCAGCAGCAACAUCACUACCAGCAGCAGCAGCAGCAGCAGCAACAUUAUAAUUAUCAAGCACAGCUGCCGCGUUCGCCAGCAGCCACCAGCACAAAUCCAUUUCACAGCAAUUAUGUGGCGCCAAGUUCUUCACACUCCACCUCUAGUCAAUCCUCUACACAAUCAAAUUGCUCACAAAUUGCAACAGCAGCAGCAGCAACAAAUGUUUGUACUGCUGCUCCUGCUGCUGCUGCUGGACACUUUGGCAUUGGCAAUGCAGCACAACUGCAAUAUCAGCCAUUGCCAACAGCAACAACAGCUGCGACAACAAGCCCAACAGCAGCAGCAGUGACAAACAGCAAUCAUUUGCCCAAAUCACCAGAGCAACAAUUGCCAGCAUAUUUGGUUGGCAGCAAGUUGAGUAAAUUAUAUGCGCGUCGUCAGCUGCUGGGACAAAGUGCAAGCAACAGCAAUGAGCAACAUCAGAGUGUGUAUGCCAGCAAUGCUGCAGAUUCAGGCUGGUUCAAUACACUCGCUGGCGCCAUGAAGCGUCAGUUUGCGACCUAUGUUAAAACCCAAUUGAAUUCCACAGCAACGUCGCCCACAACAGCAACAACAACAACCAGCAGCAGCCUGGGCCAAGAGCUGGAGCCGGCGCUGGCGCCGCAGCCGCCGCCCUAUCGCAGCGUCAUUAGCAAUGGCAGCAGCAGCGCUGGCGGCGGCAAAUCUUAUUAUUAUCAUCGCACGCUCUCCGCAGCGAGCAGCAGCAGCAGUCACAAUACCAGCCAAAGCACCUCGCCCACCACAGAGCCCUUAACUGGGCCAGGUCCUGGUCUGACUGGCGGCGGCGGCGGCGGCGGCACCAGCGGCUUUCUGCGUCGCUAUGCCAGCAGCGGCGGCAGCCUUGGCUUGCAUACAAGUGGCAGCAUUAGCACGCCACCAUCGCCGCAUCUGCUCGCUGGUGUGGACAGACGGCAUCGCAGUCCGGAUCCGCCGCCACGCUAUAAUCGCGGGCAAUCGCCGCUGCUGCUGCGCAAGAAUCUGCUCGAGCUUAGCGGACAGCCGCCCGGUUCGCCGCUGCUGCAGCGACGCUAUGUCUCUGCUUCGCCGCCAUUGCCGCCACCACGACGCGGCUCCGAGAGCGUGCCCGGAUCGCCGCAACAUUUCCGCACGCGCAUUCAUUAUACUCCAGAGCCUCAGCGACGUAUUUAUCGCACUAUAGAUCAAUGAGUAGCGCUGCAAAUAAUGGUCAUGUGAUGUUGGUAUGGCUUCGAUAGGGAUGCCGAUGAUGAUGAUGACGACGACGACGAACUUGCAGCAACAACCUCGCGAGGACCAACAACAAGAACAAGUUUAAGUGCCGCUGCAACUCCCACAUCAACAUCAGCAACAGCAGCAGCAGCAACACCAACAACAGCUGCAUUAGCCUUAGCCACACACAGACAUUCAAUGGAUUUGUGAUUUAACAACAACAACAACAAACAGCAAACGAAAGUGUUCAAAAGUCUUAUAACAUUUAAGUCUAGGUCGUAGCAAAGCAUGUUGCGUCUUCUAAUGUUAGUUACUUUCACUUGCUUUCAUAUUUUCUCUUUAAUAUUUUUAUAUAAUGUAAAAUGUUUUUUAGUAGGCGGUAGUAGGGCUAUGCACAAUUUGUAUAUAAAGUUACGUUAGACGAAAAAGAAGCAACAAGCAGAAACAAAAACUAGACAACAACAAAUUUAUAAAACUCGUAAAUGCAAUAGAGCGCCAUAUGUAGAUUUAUUUAUAUAUAGCUAAAAAUAAUAACGAGUAAUCAGGAACAGAACAAUUUCAAAAGUAAUACUUAAUAUACAAGUAAACAUUGUGCCCUUUAAACAUAUAUAUAUUCGUAUAUAGAGGGCCCUAAAUAUAC
Molecule: messenger RNA, 4777 nt
Organism: Drosophila busckii
Lineage: Eukaryota; Metazoa; Arthropoda; Insecta; Diptera; Drosophilidae
Gene: hep
Product: dual specificity mitogen-activated protein kinase kinase hemipterous
Exons: 10
Coding region: 628-4116 (1162 amino acids)
Biological process (GO): protein phosphorylation
Molecular function (GO): protein kinase activity; ATP binding
Source: RefSeq, a predicted model, not a curated record